Molecule: messenger RNA, 1527 nt
Organism: Penicillium riverlandense
Lineage: Eukaryota; Fungi; Ascomycota; Eurotiomycetes; Eurotiales; Aspergillaceae
Product: FAD-binding oxidoreductase
Exons: 4
Coding region: 1-1527 (508 amino acids)
Molecular function (GO): FAD binding
Source: RefSeq, a predicted model, not a curated record
AUGAAUCUUCUUUUCUUUGCUGGAAUCUCUCUUUGGAGUCAUGCAUCUGCUCGCUCCAGUGCCUCGGCCGUCCAAACAGGCUCGAUUAGCACACCUACUGGCACUAUCGAGAUCACCAAGGAAGAACAGUGCGCAUGCAGAGAGCUUCUGGGGUCUUUUGCAAGGAAUGUGAUUCUCCCAGGGCAAGCCAAUUACACGGAACAGACUACAGAUUACUAUUGGGAUGUUCGAGCGGAUCUGUCCCCGGCAUGCGUCUUUGUGCCUGAGACGGCUGAUGCAGUGGCCAGUGCCAUUGAAAUCUUUAGCUCGUGCAAUGCCCAGUUUGCAGUCCGCGGUGGUGGCCAUAUGAACUAUCCGGGAUCAAACAAUAUCGACGGUGGAGUUCUCGUGGCCUUGGGCAACCUGAAUUCAUUCACUGUGAAUGAGGACUCGAUCGACGUGGGUCCCGGCCUGACCUGGUACGAUGUAUACACAGCCCUAGAACCCCACGGACGUGUCGCCAUUGGCGGCCGAAUGAAAACAAUCGGCGUUCCUGGCCUGACUCUAAUCGGGGGCUUCCACUAUUUCAACAACAAGUACGGAUACGCGAUGGACAACGUCAUCAGCUACGAUGUUGUUCUUGGCAAUGGCACACAAGUCACUGCUGCAAAGGACUCACAUCCCGAUCUGUUCUGGGCACUCAAGGGCGGUGCCAAUAACUACGGCGUUGUUACCAAGUUUACUCUGAAGACCUACAAUGUCCCCAAAGUUACUAGUACCAUCCAGAUAUUCAACGAGAGUGCCUUCCCCCAGUUCUUCGAUGCUAUGUGCAAAUCUGCCGUGGUGGACGAGGAAGAUCCCACCGCGGCGGGCAUGAUCGCAACGAUCUCCUAUAAUGUGACUACGAAAGUGGCGUCGGCCUCGCUUCUUGGGGUUCAGGAGGGCGUUAGCAUGCCGCCAUCCAAGUUUGCCGAUUUCUUUAGCAUUCCUGCCACAAUGCGGAUGAACAACGUCACCACAAUGGGCAAGUGGUCUUCGAAGCUUGACUCGCCGAAGCAAAUGUUCCGUGUCAUGUUUUCUCACAAGACCAUGAAGCCCGACUCCGAUACCAUCCUCUCCAUAUACAAAGCAUGGAAGGCUGCCGUUGAGCAAAUCUCCGAUGUCGAAGGCCUGUACCCGACUUUCGUGCUCAACGAGAUUACUCCCUCCUCGCUGCGGGUUGCCAACACCAACGGCAUUGGCAAUGUCUGGGGUCUUCAAGCAGAGCCCUUGAUGAUUUGGCAAUUCAGCACGGGAUGGGCUCUCGCCCAGGACGAUCGCCGCGUGGAAGCUUGGUCUCAGCAGCUGACCGAGCACCUCCACGCCAUCAAUCAGGAGAAGGGCAUCGCAUCGGAGUUUGUCUACAUGGGUGAUGCUGGUGACUGGCAAGAUCCUUUUGCAGGGUUUCCCGCGGAGAACGUCAACCGUAUGCGCGAAAUCCGGGCGGCUUAUGACCCGAACAAGGUGUUUUCUCGUUUGAACUGGGGUGGCUUUAAACUGGGCAUGUGA